Molecule: messenger RNA, 1167 nt
Organism: Eublepharis macularius
Lineage: Eukaryota; Metazoa; Chordata; Lepidosauria; Squamata; Eublepharidae
Gene: RGS10
Product: regulator of G protein signaling 10
Exons: 5
Coding region: 46-591 (181 amino acids)
Biological process (GO): regulation of G protein-coupled receptor signaling pathway
Molecular function (GO): GTPase activator activity; G-protein alpha-subunit binding
Source: RefSeq, a predicted model, not a curated record
GCCUCUGGCUCCUCCUCGCCAAGGGUCUACGACUGCCUGCGAGAGAUGUUCAACCGCGCCGUGAGCCGGCUGAGCAGGAAACGGCCGCCUUCAGAAAUAAAUGACAAUGACAGCAAGCCAAGCAGCAGCCACCAAAGUUUAAAUGGCACCACGAGAUGGGCUACAUCACUAGAAAAUCUACUGGAAGAUCCAGAAGGCAUCAAGAGAUUUAGGGAGUUUUUAAAAAAAGAAUUUAGUGAAGAAAAUGUUUUGUUCUGGCUAGCAUGUGAAGAGUUUAAGAAGAUACAAGAUAAAAAACAGAUGCAAAAAAAGGCAAAUGAAAUUUACACGACUUUCCUGUCCAGUAAAGCUUCUUCUCAAGUCAAUGUUGAAGGGCAAUCCCGUUUGGAUGAAUCAAUACUGGAAGAACCCCAUUCUCUAAUGUUUCAAAAACUUCAAGACCAGAUCUUCAACCUCAUGAAGUAUGAUAGCUACAGCCGCUUCUUAAAGUCAGAUACGUUUCUUAAACUGAAGCAGACUGAAGAAGAGGAAGAGAAUACACCCGAUGCUCAAACUGCAGCAAAAAGAGCUUCUAGAGUUUACAACACAUGAUCCAAAUAAUAACAAAUAUAUAUUCUAGUGGGACUAUAAUGAAAAUCAAAUGAGUUCUCAGGAAUGGUCUUUGAGGUUAAUGUAAUUGCAUUUAAAGUUUGGAAAACAUAGAACCCUGUUAGGCAAUGCUUAACUUAUAAACUGCUUGAAUGACUGAAUUGUUUUUGCAUGAUGCCUACUACUGAAUCAUCUUGGCCGAGCACUUAUAAUAAAGCCCAGGAACAACUGAGAGACACGUAUUUUGAGUCAUCUGCAAAGAGAAGACUAGACUGGUUUUUGCCUUCUGAUUUGUAUAUCCUUUUGAACCAUUGGGGGAAAAUUGUAGCACAAGCAUUGUGAUAACUUUGAAAGCAGAGGCAGUCUGUGAAAAAAAGAAUAUGGCUGCUUGAAACCUUCAUGAACCUAGUCUCAGUACACAAAGGUAUAUCUUUUGUGCCUUAAUUUUGCAUUCUUAAUAACAAAACUGAAUUAAAAAGGAAAGGAGCUCAUUUUUUCUGACCGCAAUUUUGAGAAAUAUACAUUCUGCUCUUCAAGGAAAACAAAAUCAAUGGAAUAUUGACACUGAGUCACUGCUUU